AUGAAGCCUUGUAUAACUAGGAGGAUCUUCUCCCUGCUCGCGGAGGCAGAGAGAUUACACUGGUUUUCAGUUUCAGAGAUCAUUUUCGAAGAGAGAUUUGAAGGUGGUUGGCAGAGCCGUUGGGUUAAAUCAGAUUGGAAGAGGAGUGAAGGAAAGGCAGGUUCUUUCAAACACACAGCUGGAAGGUGGUCUGGAGAUCCAGAUGAUAAAGGUAUUCAGACAACUACUGAUGCCAGGUUUUUUGCCAUAUCUGCGAAGAUACCGGAGUUCAGCAACAAGAACAGAACAUUGGUCUUCCAGUAUUCUAUAAGGCUUGAGCAGGAAAUUGAAUGUGGUGGUGGUUACAUAAAGCUUCUCUCUGGAUUCGUAAACCAAAAGAAAUUUGGUGGAGACACUCCAUACAGUUUUAUGUUUGGACCAGAUAUAUGUGGCACUCAGACAAAGAAGCUGCAUGUCAUUCUAUCCUACCAGGGCCAGAAUUAUCCAAUCAAGAAGGAUUUGGAAUGUGAAACGGACAAGUUAACUCAUUUCUACACAUUUAUUCUUAGGCCUGAUGCAAGUUAUAGUCUCCUGAUUGAUGGUCGAGAAAGGGAUUCUGGAAGCAUGUAUACAGAUUGGGAUAUUCUUCCUCCACGUAAAAUUAGAGCUGUCAAGGCGAAAAAGCCUGCAGACUGGGAUGAUAGAGAAUAUAUUGAUGAUCCUAAUGAUGUCAAACCCGAGGGAUAUGAUUCAAUUCCAAAAGAGAUUCCCGACCCCAAAGCAAGUGAGCCUGAUGAUUGGGAUGAAGAUGAGAAUGGUAUAUGGAAAGCACCUAAGGUACCAAAUCCAGCAUAUAAAGGACCAUGGAAACCCAAGAGAAUCAAGAACCCAAAUUAUAAAGGGAAAUGGAGGAUUCCUUAUAUCGAUAAUCCAGAGUUUGAAGAUGACCCUGAUCUUUAUGUUCUUAAGCCAAUAAAAUAUGUUGGCAUUGAUGUUUGGCAGGUGAAGGCUGGUUCAGUUUAUGACAAUAUUUUGAUAUGUGAUGAUCCAGAGUAUGCAAAACAAGUAGUUCAAGAAGUAUUUGCUAAUAGAGAGAUUGAAAAGGAGGCCUUUGAGGAGGCAGAAAAAAUUAGAAAAGCUGCAGAGGAAGAGGAAGCUCAAAGAGCAAGAGAGGAAGGUGAAAGGAGGAGAAGAGAAAGAGGACAUGAUCUACGCUACAGAGACAGACACAGAGAUAAAUACAGAAGGCAUUAUUCCCGGGACUUCGAUGAUUAUCAUGGUGGCCGCAUCCCUAGGAACUCUGAUAUGCUAAAUGAGUUCACCCGCUCUGAUGAUCAAAAAUCAUUUCUUUAG
Messenger RNA from Dovyalis caffra, 1332 nucleotides. The record is from the annotation of a GenBank genome assembly. NCBI's taxonomy places the organism in Eukaryota, Viridiplantae, Streptophyta, Magnoliopsida, Malpighiales, Salicaceae.